CUUACCAUUAGGUUAGGUAGGUCCAUUCCCCUUAAGUUAUCAUCAUCAUUUAUCCACUAUUUGUUCCACAUUGGGGAACAUUUUGUAAUAAAAUGUGGAAUUAGAAGGAAAAUAAAUCUUACUUCCAACAUAUUUCAUUAGUUUUUUUUGUAAUUUUUAUUGCUCCAACCUAUACCUGAUAAAUCUUUCUUUCUCAUUUGAAUAAUUCGUUUAUAUUAAAGGGAGAACAAAAAAAAGAAAAAAGAGCAGAAAAUAAAUUGUUUCCUCUCUGUCUUCCAAGUAUAUAGUUGAGAGAGAGCUGUCCAAAAACAAAAACAAACACGUCCAAAAAACUCUCUCUUGUGGGAACAAGAAAGACCCAAAAGACACAAACACACCCAAACUCCCCAUCAAACAGAAAUAAAGCAUACCAAAAAAGCUUCUCUUUUUAUCUUCUUUCUUAACUAUUGAGUUUCAAAUGUUGAAAUGAUCUUUGAAGGUGUGAAUCAGGAAAUUUAUGAAACAUAGUUUGUGGUUUACUUAAGCUUUCAAGGACUACAAAGAAGGAGAGAAGAUCAUCAUCAUCAAACUCUGGUAAUGAGAGCAUUUCAAUAACUAAAGUCCAAAUUUGAAUCAAUACUACAAAUGUUAGAGAAGAGAUGAUAUCAAACACACACAAAAAGCACUUAUUUUUUUCCAAUCUAAAAGAAAUGAACUGAAAUGGAUUAGUUUGAGAUUAGGUUUGGUAAUAUGCUUUUGUCUUUAAUGAGUUGUUAUGGUGGUGGAAUUUUUUUUUUUUUUUUUUUUGGUUGCAGCAAGAUCAGUUGAGAAAUGAGAAUGUAUGAAGAAAGUUCAUGUUUUGAUCCUAUACCAACGGUGGAAGCAAUGAUGGACAACAACGGUGGUGGCUUCUGUGAGGCGGAAACAACUUUUCCGGUAAGCCACCAGUACCAACCACCGCUUGGAAGCACAACAAACAGCUUUAACGAUGAUCUUAAGCUACCAACAAUGGAGGAGUUCUCUGUUUUCCCUUCUGUUAUCUCUCUCCCUAAUUCAGAACCUCAGAACCAAAGCAACAACAACAACCAUAUGAUCAACCAGAUGAUUCAAGACUCGAAUUGGGGUGUUUCUGCAGACAACUCUGGAUUCUUCAUGAACACGUCUGAUCCAAACACAACAUCAACUCAACAAAUCCCUGAUCUUCUCAGUCUCUUGCAUUUGCCUAGAUGCUCAAUCCCAUUACCAAGCUCGAACCUAUCGGACAUAAUGUCGGAUUCUUGCUUUGCGUAUGACCCCCUUUACCACUUAAACCUUCCUCCACAACCUCCAUUGAUCCCUGCUAGUGACUACUCAGGGUUCUUGCUUGGAAUUGAUACCAAUAUUACUACUCAAAGAGACGAUGAUUCAAAUGUUGGGAAUGAGAUUAACAUUGAUAGCGGAAUCAUCGAGUUUAGUAAAGAGAUUAGGCGUAAAGGAAGAGGAAAGCGAAAGAACAGACCUUUUACAACAGAGCGUGAGCGAAGAUGUCACUUGAAUGAGCGGUACGAGGCCUUGAAACUGCUCAUUCCUAGCCCUAGCAAGGGAGAUAGAGCAUCAAUUCUUCAAGAUGGAAUCGAUUACAUCAACGAGCUACGCAGAAGAGUAAGCGAGCUUAAGUAUUUGGUAGAGAGAAAAAGAUGUGGUGGGAGACACCAGAACAAUGAAGUAGACAACAACAACAACAACUUGGAUGGUCAGAAUGAUGAAGAUGAUGUUGAUGAUGAAAACAUGAAUAAGAAGCCCGAGAGCGAAGUAACGGAUCAGUGUUCAAGCAACAACUCGCUGAGAUGUUCAUGGCUGCAGAGGAAAUCAAAAGCAAGUGAAGUUGAUGUUAGGAUUGUUGAUGAUGAAGUAACAAUCAAAGUUGUCCAGAAGAAGAAGAUCAACUGUUUGUUGCUUGUCUCCAAAGUACUUGAUCAUCUUCAGCUUGAGCUUCACCAUGUUGCAGGUGGACAGAUUGGUGAGCAUUACAGUUUCUUGUUCAACACCAAGAUAUAUGAAGGAUCAACAAUAUAUGCAAGUGCAAUAGCAAACAGAGUGAUUGAAGUUGUGGAUAAACACUACAUGGCUUCUCUUCCCAUCAAUAACUAUUAAAAUAAUAGGCUAACUUAAAUGUAUCUUCUGACCCUUUUUUUAUUUUCUAAUCCAUGUUUACUCAUUUGCAAAACCAAAUAAAAACUCA
Camelina sativa (false flax) is the source of this 2200-nucleotide messenger RNA. NCBI's taxonomy places the organism in Eukaryota, Viridiplantae, Streptophyta, Magnoliopsida, Brassicales, Brassicaceae. The record is from RefSeq and is a predicted model, not a curated record.